AUGGCAACGUCUUCACCUAAUAAAGAGAAAAUCAAUGCUUCGGUACCGAAACCGACACAUUCAAUACUGAGAAAGACUAACGGAGGCGUGAUUGAUCAUUUAGCCCUUUCCGAGUCGUUGGGUUAUCACAUUUUCAGAAAAAGUAAGCGCAGAACGUGGAGUAUUACAGAAGAUAACAUUCUAAAGGAUGCAGUGAUCGAUUCCUUCUUGGAAAAUGAGCAUUUGGAAAAAUAUAACAAAGAAGAUAUUAAAGUUGAGAAGAUAAACUGGUCUCGGAUAAGCUCGAAGUUACCUUCGAGAAAGCCCAAGGAGUGCAGAAAGAGGUGGACGUCAUCACUGAAUCCUUGUCUACGAAAGGGUAAAUGGACGUCAGGAGAAGAUGCACAGCUUAUUACAGCAUACAAGCAGUAUGGAUCAUCAUGGCAGAAGGUUGCUUCAGAGAUUCACGGAAGAAACGAGGAUCAGUGCGCUAAGAGGUAUACUGAGGUGCUUAACACUAGUACAGAGGAUAGGCUCAAGCAGUGGAAUAUGGAUGAAGAUCUCAAGUUGAUUCAUGGAGUAAGAAAGUACGGUACCAAGUGGAGGAUGAUCUCCAAAACAAUUUCUGGACGUCCCAGCUUAACAUGUCGUAAUCGUUGGAGGAGAAUAAUGACAGAUGUGGGUAGAAACAGUGCCAGUAAGGAUAUAAUGAAGGCUGUGGGUGUGUUAGAUAGUAAGGGAAAUCCUCUCUUCACAUUUGUUUCUGGUGAUGGGAAUACCGAUUCUGACAAGAGAGAGAUCAAAAAACGGAAAGCUGAUCAGGAUCAGAGUGAGGUAGCUUUUGAGGAAAAAUCGGAUCAUACUGUAGGUUCUACCUCUGGCUUUACUCAUGGUGUUUCGGUGUCAGGUUCUCCUUCCUAUAAUAGUCCUACAUCGACAUCCAGUUCUAGUUCGACUCCUGCCAUGAAUUUUAUGGGCCAUAGAAUUACACAGCCAUCGCGCUCGUACACGGAAUGGCGGUUUGCGCUUAUGAAUCCACGAACUAAUGAAGAGGUUUCCCAAUUUUCUGGUCCGAUUGCUACACAAGAUCUUGCCCAUCGACUAAUUGAGCUAGCAAAGUACAAUGGGGUCAGCCUUACCAUUCAUCAGCAUAUUCAUCAUCAUUACUCACCUUCUUCACCAGUUUUAGAUCCACAAGCAUCUGUGACUCGGUUCUCUCAUUUCAAUUACUUGCCUCCUUUGACCGAAGUGCCGAAAUUAACUUCUUCUUCUCCUGAAAAUGUCGGAUCUCCUAAUUCUUCGCACAGAACUCCUGGUUCCGCAGCAGGUGAAUCAAGUCUACUGAGAUUGCUUAAUACAGAUAAGGCGGAAUAUCAAGGGACUGUCCAUGAUGGGAGCAUGACGGAAGACGAUCCUGAGUCCUCGGAUCUUGUUCCUGAAAGACAGCAAUUAGCAUCGUCACAACAACAACAACAGCAACAACAGCAGCAAAAGCAAGGUCGGGAACAGGAUCAAGUGUCAAGUGUUUUACCUGUUCUCCAUCCUGCCCUCUCUUCUUCUCGGCAGAUUUCUAAAGAUUUACCAGAUGUUGGUUUCCAUCAUACAAGGAGUAACUCUGCCAACGAAAAGGUUAAUCCAAUAAAAUUUGGCAGAAUUAACGGUCUGAAAGGCUACAUUGAUGGUGUAGACAGUGCAAACGGUGAUGAUGUUGACGAGGAAGUCGAUUUCUGGGAGACUUUGCAAUCGAUUGCUCAUCCGAAACCACAAAGUGGAAGACCAGUAUCGCAGCAUCAUCCGUUGCAUUAUUUUGAAGCUGCCGAAAGUGGACCAUUUUCUCCCAAUGGCGUGAACAAUCAAGCCGUAACGUCAGGAAAUGCAAAUGAGGGUACCGACGCUUCAAAUGGUUCAACCAAUCAAGGAAGGGACAAUAAUACUAGGGCUAAGGUGGGAACAAUAGAGAACAAGUUUGGUGAUCUAUACUCGAAUGAAGUCGAGGAGGAGGAGGAAAUGGAAAGCUAUGCUAAUCAGUACGGAAUGUAUUACAACGUGUUUGCAAACAAGGGGGGUGCAGCGUCAAGCAAAGGUCCUGGAACCGAUAAUAGCAGCUUUGGAUAUGUGAUGCCUUUCAAUCCGUCCUAG
Brettanomyces nanus is the source of this 2118-nucleotide messenger RNA. RefSeq lists its product as uncharacterized. The record is from RefSeq and is a predicted model, not a curated record. Lineage: Eukaryota; Fungi; Ascomycota; Pichiomycetes; Pichiales; Pichiaceae. Gene Ontology annotation, cellular component: nucleus. The transcript has 2 exons. The coding region runs from base 1 to 2118 and encodes 705 amino acids. Gene Ontology annotation, biological process: regulation of DNA-templated transcription. Gene Ontology annotation, molecular function: DNA-binding transcription factor activity, RNA polymerase II-specific; RNA polymerase II cis-regulatory region sequence-specific DNA binding.